Anneissia japonica is the source of this 5534-nucleotide messenger RNA. RefSeq names its product hyalin-like. NCBI's taxonomy places the organism in Eukaryota, Metazoa, Echinodermata, Crinoidea, Comatulida, Comatulidae. Gene Ontology annotation, biological process: cell surface receptor signaling pathway; G protein-coupled receptor signaling pathway. The transcript has 31 exons. Gene Ontology annotation, cellular component: membrane. Gene Ontology annotation, molecular function: G protein-coupled receptor activity. The coding region runs from base 161 to 5452 and encodes 1763 amino acids. The record is from RefSeq and is a predicted model, not a curated record.
AUGUUCAAACGGUGAAUAUAUAAUUUCCGAGGGUGGUUGCUUCCGAUUGACUAAUAAUUAUUAUAGUUUUACGCGUGCGGACGGUGUAUGCGAAUAUUAUUAUGACGGCAAUCUAGCGUCCGUCCAUUCCGAGGAAGCACACAACUAUCUCAAAUCAUAUAUGAUGGACCGCUAUGAAUCUGUAGCCUGGAUAGGUCUUACAUAUUCACAAGACACUGGUAGUUGGGGCUGGCUGGACGAAACUCCUCUGGACUAUAAUGCCUUUGGAAGCGAUUGGUUAUUAAACCUAGAUGGAACAGAGGAGUGUGCAGUUAUGCUUGACGAAGUUGACUAUAGAUGGGAGGAAAGCCACUGUUCUCGGUACAGACGAGGGUUCUGUAAACAACCAGCUUUCCUGUCACCUAAAAUGCAUAACUGUCCGCAAAACAUCAACGUCAACAGUGAUGCAAACAGCAACGAAGCGCACGUGACGUGGACAGAUCCGACCGCGACCAGUGACGCAGGUGGAUCUGUCAGUAGUCUGGUUAGGUCUCAUCAGUCGGGAGACGCAUUUCCAAUAGGAGUGACAACGGUAACCAUCAGCGCUUCCAAUGAUGUAGGGACGUCUUCCUGCAGAUUUUCAAUUCGUGUCAGAGACAACGAGCAUCCGGUAUACACUAACUGCCCAAGCAAUGACGUAGUGAUUGACAUCCCAACUGGUCAGGCUACUUACACGUAUAAUUCACCUAAUCCAACAGCGACUGAUAAUGAUGCCAUCAGGAGUAACACCUGCACAGGUGAAGCAUGCCAGGGAGAUGUGCUUGCUCCUGGAACCUACCAAAUGCAUUACGUAGCCGAUGAUACUACACGAUGUAAUGGAAAAGGGCAUUGCCGAUAUAAUUUAAUUAUAAGAGAUGUUGAACCCCCUACAAUAACUUGUGGUGCAGACAUUGUGCAAAACACAGACUCGGAUCAAAAUGACGCCAUUGUCACUUGGUCUGAUCCUGAGACAACCGACAACGUUGGUGUAGCAAACGUAGUGUGUACACCUGCCUCAGGUGACCAAGUGACAAUCGGUGCAACAGACGUAGAAUGCACGGUCUCUGAUGCUGCAGGGAACACGGACACGUGCUCAUUCACUGUAACUGUUGAAGACAAUCAACAACCGUCUAUAAUAUAUUGUCCAGUUAUCGUGACGAACUCACUAGAACCCAACAACCCUUGGGCAGUAGCUGAGUGGAAUCCCGAAUUCGAAGAUAACUCAGACCAUUUUUCAAUAACCAGCAGUCACACAAGCGGCCAACAGUUUCCUCUUGGGCAGACAACCGUAGUGGUGACAGCUACAGACGCAGCCGAGAACAGUGCCACGUGCACAUUUAGUGUUGAGAUUAACGACAAUACACCACCGGUGUUUACGAACUGUCCUACUAGCAUCACUGUAAACGCACCACUUGGGGAGGCUUUUGCAGUCGUUUCAUGGCCUUUGUUGGUGGCAACGGAUAACAGUCAGGAUCCCCCCAUAUUUAAUGAGACCAGUACAGAGGGCUCGUUUGGAAUUGGUAACACUCGCCUGGCAUUCAGCGCAACAGAUGGCUCUGAUAAUACUGGACUAUGCGUGUUUAGUAUCACGGUUAUAGACGAUGAACGUCCUUUAUUUACAUUUUGUCCCCCUGAUGUUUAUAUUUCGACUGAGGUCGGCUUACCGUCUGCGUCCGCAAACUGGAUUGAACCAGUUGCUGAGGACAAUUCCGGCCUAGCGCCAACGAUUUACCAAACAAGAGCUUCUGGAGAGCGGUUUUGGAUAGGGACAGAGACCGUAACUUAUGUAGCUACUGAUACGUCUUAUAAUAACAACACUUGUGCUUUCAUUGUAGUUGUUAACGAUGACGAACCACCUCAGAUUUCAAAUUGCUCUGAUAAUAUUGAGGAAUCAGCUCCGGAUACUAGUAAUUUUGCAAUCGUUACAUGGUUACCGCCAGAUAUUACCGACAAUUCUGGAAGUACGCCAACCGUCACCGCCAACUUCCAGCCUGGUGAUAGUUUCAUUCUUGGAGAAACGCGCGUUAUUUACAAUGCAACAGACGAUGCGAUGAACGCAAACACAUGCACAUUUACAAUCACGAUCAGUGAUAUUACUCCUCCAGUGUUUGUCAAUUGUCCGUCUGACAUGAUGACGAAUUCAGAUCCAAAUGAGGCGACGACUAUUGUAACUUGGGAUCUGUUGAACUCCACGGACAAUAGUGGUUUGAUCCCAACAAUCAGUGACCCGGAUUUAACUUCGAUAGAACUUCGAAUAGGAAUUCACCAGAUAGUAUUCACUGCUGAAGAUACGUUUGGGAAUAUCGAUUUCUGUCAAUUUAACGUUACAGUUAUAGAUAAUGAACCACCGGUGUUUCUCAACUGUCCGAACAAUCGAACUGUUUCAACGGAUCACAGAAUGUCCACGGCAACAGUCAACUGGGACGAGCUUGUAAUCACAGAUAAUUCUGGAGACCCGAUUACCGUGCACCACUCACAUCUGACAGGCCACGGUUUCCCAAUAGGUUACCACACUGUAAACAUUACUGCCGUGGACUCAUCAUGGAACUCUGUAACUUGUAUCUUUAAUGUUUUAAUCGAAGAUUCUGAGGCUCCUGUGUUUCACAACUGUCCCACGGACAUUUUCCUCGAGACGCUGCACAGGUCUUCCUUCAACAACGGAUACUGGGAUGAUGUCGAAAUAACCGACAAUUCUGGCUUGACAUCAAAUGUUACCACGAAUUAUGAGUCGGGAGACGUAUUCUAUCUUGGCCAGUCACAUGUUGUUUACAGCGCUACUGACGCUGCUUCUAAUAUGGAAAACUGCUCAUUCACUGUUGUAGUGCUUGAUACUGAAAACCCAUAUUUUACGUUCUGCCCUCCGGAUAUUUCGAUCAAUACUGAAAACGGGGUGAAUACUGCAGUGGUAAAUUGGAAUUCUCCCAAUGCAUCUGAUAAUUCUCAAAUCGAGCCUGUCAUCACCUCAGAUUAUAAUUCUGGGGAUAUAUUUCAGAUGCAUAUAACUACAGUUACAUACAAAGCUAGAGAUGAUGCGGGGAAUAUUGGAAUAUGUCAGUUCGAAGUAGAUGUAAUCGACAAUGAACCGCCGUACUUCAUCAAUAUGACUGGUGACAUAGAGAUUUUCAUUGAUGCUACAAAAACUAACACAUCUGUAGAAUGGAAGGAACCUCUGGCUGCUGAUAAUUCUUUGAUCGAGCCAACAAUUUCAUCAACACGCACAUCUGGGGACAUUUUUAGUAUUGGAGUUACUAGAGUUGUUUAUACUGCAGUAGACCAACUUGGAAACGAGAGAAGUUUCACAUUUUCUGUGAAUAUUCGCGUGGCAUUCGCUAAUUUAGAAUCAUUGAUCAAUGGAACAUCUGAAGGAGACAUUCUGCAUAUAUCUGCAAUUGCUUCGAAUUUGGCAAAUACAAGACCACUCUCAACAGAAGAAAUUGAACAGUUAGCGUCCGUCCUUACUGUAAUGGCAUCCGAAGAUGUUGUAUCAGAUCGAGAAGUAGAGGAAAUUACUGAGGAUGUUGUUGCUGUGACCAACGCCGUUCUAAAUAACAAUAAGGAAAUCAAAAAACAAGUUGAUAUCAUCAUUGCUACAGAGAAGUUGAUUCAAAAAGUUGUUAUUACAGAGAUGAACACAAGUUUCGUCCGGCCGUCGGGCAAAGUUGUUUCCAAUAUUGGACCGAUUGAUGCUUUCAAAUGGUCAUGCCAUUUUAGAGAAGAGGAGGGCGUCCUAAGUUCAACAAGAGACAGUUCUACUGAAAAAGAAUCCAGCGAUAAGUGUUUUGUCAAGUUAGAUCCAAAGUCAGCCAAAGAUAUAACAGAAUCGGCGACAAUUAUUGCUACUUACUACGAUAGGAAAGUGAUUGCUGAAACAACAAGCGAAACAUUUGACAUUGACAGCAGUGACGGUGAUAUCGACGUUGCUUAUACACUUGCAAGUGGUCUUUUGUCAUACAGUAUAUCAAGUAAUAGUACAACAUACUCAGUAGGCGUGGAAUUCUCAAUGGAGUUAGAUCAGACACUUAUACAUUCGGACGUAACGUAUUUCAAAGAAAAUGCACGUUGUGUAUUUUGGGAAGAGAUUAAAAGGGUUUGGUCAACCACCGGCUGUAAACGAACUGGAAGUAGUGGCAACCAUGUUAAAUGUAAAUGUGAACACACGACAACAUUUGGUAUAUUUACCCCGGUUGAUAAACCCGAACAGAACGAUGAGUUCGACUUUGCCAGACUCGGUGAAAGAUUAGGCAUAUACAGUGUGUGCCUUAUCUCGAUGAUAGCAUUAUUAUACAUUAUGAAGUUUAUCAAUUCAACGUGGGGCUUGUUCAGAGGACCUGAAACUGUGUUCAUUUACUCAAAUUUGCUACUGGCAACACUGUGCGUCAUGGUAGCGUUCGUUGUAAAUUCUGAAACUGUUGACUACCCACUCGUUUGCAGUAUAUUCGGCGUACUUCUUCAUUUCUUCUACAUGGCUACUCUUCUCUGGCUAAUUUACGAGAGCAUAUACCUCUUUAUGCGGGCCCACAGGUACAGCAUCACCGGUAGUAUACCGAAAAGGUCGGCCUAUUUUACAUUUGCAUGGGGCGGGGCUGCAGUCAUUGCAGCCAUAUUUUUCGGAAUUCAACAAGGUUACGACGAAAAUGAAGGAUGUUGGUUAAAGUUUGAGACUGGUGGUCUUGUAGCCUUUGUAUUUCCUUCUAUGACUCUCAUUUUUGUGAGAAUAAUUUUACUCACUGUACUUACGGCAUGUAAAAUUGAAGGUGGAAAGCGUGCAGAUGAAAUCAAGUCACACGUGAGGCAUUCUGUACAGUGUUCUGUUUUCUUAGUACCUCAACUCAUCCUUACCUGGGCGUUCAUUGUUCUUGCCGAGAAAGAAUAUAUAUAUUGGCUGCUGUUCUAUAUUUUAUUUUCUUUAAACGGGUUAUCGAUUGCUGCCUAUUGCUACUUCACUAAAGAGAUUACAGACGUGAGAAAUGAGAUGAAAUUUGUCCCUGUCAUUAGAGAAGAAAGAAGAGUGAGUGUUAUUCAAAUUGAAUAUGAAACAACCUCAAGUCAAGCGGAACUCAGUCGUUAUGUUGAAGACAUCUCCGUUUGUGAACCCGAGAAAUACGAAGAAAGUCCAGUAGACCUAGCAGUAGAGACGAUACCAAGUGAUAAUGAGAAUUACCAUCAGGACGAACUGAUCAACCAAUCAGAGCCAGCACCAGAGAAAAGUGACAUUGAUACUGAUUUAUCAUCAUCCUCGUCAUCCUCGUCAUCUGAGGAUGAAGAUCAUGAUGACGAUGAAGAGGAAGAUAAUGACGACAACGACAAUAAUUGUGAUGAUGACGACGACGAUAAAGAAGAGGAGAAUACACAAAGUGAAGAAAGCGAAGAUGAGAAUGGCAGUAAUGUUGAUAGUGAAGAUGAUUGUGAUAGUGAUGAUAACAUGUUUAGAUAAAGAAGAAAACUUUGAAUCUUACAUCCAUAAAAUGGAUAUUUAAAGAAAAGAAAUACUCGAAUAAUUAACUAAUGCACCUGUU